UUGCGGGCGGUGGAGGGGGGGUCAGGAUACUCUGCCACAUCUAUUUAUGCUUAUCACAAUACAGGAGGAUCAGGUGGUGGAGAUAAAGGUGGUGAUGGAACGCUUAAUCCUUCAUAUCUAGAAUAUGCGGCCUAUGGUGGAACACAAACAGGUCCAGGUACAGAAGUAAGUCAUGAUAAUCGAAAGGCAGCAUCUUUUGGAUUUGGAGGGUCUGGUCAUUGCUCUGGAUGUAGUCUUUCAAAUUCAGGAGGUGGUGCAGGUUGGUAUGGAGGAGCUGCUGCUGGUGACGAUGGGUUUAGUGCUGCAGGAGGUUCAGGAUACGUCUUUUCUAUUAACUCUUUCGUUCCUGAUGGUUAUAAUUAUAAAAGAGAAUAUUUUCUAAGAAAACCAUCAAUGAAAAGUGGAGUUAAAUAUGGAGAUGGCGCAAUCAGAAUAACACUUCUAGACUAUGCAGAAGUUGAGAACAUUAAAAUUCAAGGCUGUGGCUCCCAAGGCAUCACUUUUGCUCAAAUUGCUUCAUUCAUUACACUACCUACUGUUUCAUAA
This is a messenger RNA of Trichomonas vaginalis G3, 546 nucleotides long. Its product is annotated as glycine-rich protein family. NCBI's taxonomy places the organism in Eukaryota, Parabasalia, Trichomonadida, Trichomonadidae. The record is from RefSeq and is a predicted model, not a curated record. The transcript has a single exon.